Messenger RNA from Schistosoma bovis, 1748 nucleotides. Lineage: Eukaryota; Metazoa; Platyhelminthes; Trematoda; Strigeidida; Schistosomatidae. The record is from the annotation of a GenBank genome assembly.
UCAAUUGCAGUCCUAAAGAUCAAUGGAAAGUUUCAAAUAACCAAUACAAAAAUGAAUUAAUACAACUUUAAUUUGGGGAACUUUUUUAAAAUUAAGCAACAGUUUUCUGUCUAAUCGGUGGCUACUACAUUUACAAGUGGUAAAAUGACAAUUGAUGACUCUCACACACUUUCCCGUAGCAUUCUUUAACGCCUUCAUCAAGGGACUGGCCAUCAGAAACAACAUAGGAGUUUAUUUUAUAUCUUUGACCACAUCUUAAAUAACUUCUCUUGUGUUUACUCUUAAUUACAAAAAAAACUGUUCUGCGGAUUAUUCCCUUUUUAUGCCCAUCUCCAAAAAAUCUUAAAUAAUGACCUCAUAUUUAAUUUCAUUGGACAAAAGCUUUUGUCCAAUCAGUUACAAAAAGGCACUUGUCAAAACACUGUUUCACAGAACAGAAAUAAUAUGUUAUGAAUGUUAAAAAGUGUUUAAAGAAUAACGAAUACCCACUAAAAUUUAUUGAGAAAAAUGGAAAAAGUGAAGAUAGAAAAAAACUCAAAGAAACCACAGCAAAUAAUGCCACAGGGUCAAUCAAUAUGAAACUAGAGACUGCAUUGACAAGAACUUAUCCUGAAGCUAAAUUGAUUGUUCUGUCCAAAACAACAUGUUCUUUGACACAAUCAAAGGUCGACAGGUAUCGCUUUCAUGUUACCACUAACUAUAUAUACAAAUUUACAUGUAUCUGCCAAAGCAGUUACAUUGGUGGAACAGAAACAUAUUCCGAAGAGUUUAAGAUCGAACGGACUAAAAGCAUUCAGCAGUGCCAUCGCAAGACAUCUCCUUGACACAGGACACGAAGUCGAUACACUGAAGUCCUUCAAGGUGAUUAACAAACAAUUAAACUCCAACCUUUUGAAAUUUGCCUAAGCAAUAUCAAUCAGACAUCUAAAACCAGAUCUAUGUAUACAAAAAGAGACGGAAAUAAAUUUUCCUUUUCCCCUGGUAACAUUACCCCCUCCCUUUUAUUUAUUUAUUUAUUCAUUAUGUCAUUCAAUAUUCCAACUCUCUGAAGUUUAAAAUUACAUAACUGACUGCUUUCAAUUCAUAUCUUUCUUUAUUAUCAAUAAUCUAUUUUCAGUCACUUCAUUACGUAAUCAUCGAAUGUUUUUUUUAAUUUCAUGAGUUCUAAUCACUAUUUCAAUGUUCAGGAACUUUCCUUCCUAAACUUUAUUUAUUCGAAACAAAAUCCUUUAUGAGCUUAUUAACUUUAUCGGAUUCUUCGCUACAUCAUGAUAUACAUAUUCAUUCUUAAUCACUCUCUUAUGUAUAAGUAUAUCAAUAUCUGUAAUAACUCUGAUUUUCAAAUAUUUUAGGUUGUAAGCCGCUGAUGUGAACCUAACGAAAUAAAAUGAAUCCAUUUAUUAUUCAUCAACAAUCUUUGAUCUUGCUCUCUUUAACGAACAAUGUCACUGAUAUAUGAAAGAGUGGGAUGAAAAAUGUUUUUAUACUAACACGGUUGUUAAGGGUAAAUAUUUAAUAAAAACUAUUAUGUUAUUCAUUUCCUUGAUUAUUGUAAUUGAUUAUUAUGCAUAACUGAUUAUGAAUAAUGACACGAUCUUUUUUUAAUUUUCUUGUUUACUACUACUUGUUAAAAAAAACUACUCAUUAAUAAGACUGUACAACAUAAUUCGAUGAGUAAGUUAAAAUUAAUGAAAAGAGUUUACUUUACCUAGUUAUCUUUAAUCUUUUUCUUUCUUUCUUUCUUUCUU